Molecule: messenger RNA, 790 nt
Organism: Aspergillus glaucus CBS 516.65
Lineage: Eukaryota; Fungi; Ascomycota; Eurotiomycetes; Eurotiales; Aspergillaceae
Exons: 1
Coding region: 102-608 (168 amino acids)
Source: RefSeq, a predicted model, not a curated record
AUUCGAGCCAGGGGUAGCCUAAUAUGAGGUCGUAUUCAGUCAUGUCAACUGAUUCCAUUAUCUCAAUGUGGUCUUGAAGUUCCAUAUGUGUAUCGCCAAUCAUGAGGUGUAGUUCUUGUGAGCCAUAUGAUUUGACAGUGGUGUCAUUGAUGGCCCUCACUUGGCGCACUGGGCUAUCAAUGUCAGGGAGGUGUUGCUUGGCCCAACGCUGUUGUAUGAAGUUUGCUUCAGCUCCGCUGUCUAGGAGGCAAUAUGCUGAUUUUGGUCCUUGGGGUGUCUCUACCAAAACAGUGAAUGUCAGGUGUUUUCGUUCGGUCUGUUCAGGCUGCAGUGCGGCAAUGCCCAGUACAGUAGCAGCUCCCAGUACUGGUCCAUCUAGUUUUUUGGCUUGCCAAAGUCUUUUUUCCAUGGCGCACUGUGGCAUUCAUUUGGUGGGUGUGGUCCUUUCUUGCACUUCCAACAAAAUUGAGGUUUUUGUCCAUCAUUGGGAUCUCUUUUGCGCUUUUCACCUGUCCAUUGAUUUCUUGGGCGAUCUUGAGGUGUGGAGGAGUUGGUGUUCUUUCUCUCUUGGUGUUUUCUGCUGUAGCAGUUUCUCUUGGCACUGUUGAGUACAUGAGGUCUGCCUGGGAUGUUGUCUUCAACGCCGCGGAGCCAAGAGAUAUAACUGUGGUACUCUUCAGGUUCACCCUGCAUUUGUUGGGCUAACCUGCAGAUGGGUUUGUACAAUUGUACUAGCAGGUGUACUUUUCAUUGGUGGUCUUUGUAACUCAGUCCUGCUUGCUCUUCCAGG